Messenger RNA from Geodia barretti, 816 nucleotides. The record is from the annotation of a GenBank genome assembly. NCBI's taxonomy places the organism in Eukaryota, Metazoa, Porifera, Demospongiae, Tetractinellida, Geodiidae.
AUGUUCGGCAAAUCUGUCCGGCAAGCCGAGCCAGGACUCCACUUCAAAUUGCCAUUCGGCAUUGAGAGAGCCAUUAACGUUCCGGUUCGGAAGGUCUUCAAAGAGGAAUUCGGUUUUCGGACCCUUAGAGCUGGCGUACGUACGCAGUAUGACACCCGCGAUUUCGCGGAGGAAUCCCUCCUCUUAACGGGUGACCUGAAUAUCGCCGAUGUGGAAUGGGUGGUUCAGUAUAAAAUCAAAGACCCAAAAAAUUUCCUGUUCUCUGUCCGGAACCCGCAGCGCACUUUACGCGAUCUCACAGAAUCGGUGAUGAGUCGCAUCAUUGGAGAUCGGACUGUCAGCGAAGUGCUGACGAUCGGUCGUAUCGAGAUUGCCGCAGAAGUUGAAGAACAUCUGCAACAACUCCUCGAUCUGUACCAGACAGGUUUGGAUGUGGCCGGUGUGACGUUGCAGGAUGUGAAUCCGCCGGAGGAGGUAAAGGCUGCCUUUAACGCUGUUAACGAGGCGAAGCAGGAGAAGGAGCGGUUGAUCAAUGAGGCGUGGCGCGAUUACAACCAAUCUGUUCCGAAAUCCAAAGGGUUAGCAUUACAAAUGAUUUCGGAGGCACAAGGUUACGCACUCAAACGUGUUAACGAGGCACAAGGCGAUGCGGAUCGGUUCAAAGCGAUUCGCACAGAAUAUCAGAAAGCGAAAGAGGUCACCCGCCGCCGCCUCUAUCUCGAAGCGAUGCAAGAGUUUUUGCCGCAGCUCAAGGAGAUUUAUAUUAUUGACGGGAACACCAACUCACCUAUCCCAAUUCUGCAACUGAAAGAGUAG